Messenger RNA from Armigeres subalbatus, 5265 nucleotides. RefSeq lists its product as uncharacterized. The record is from RefSeq and is a predicted model, not a curated record. The transcript is spliced from 2 exons. Gene Ontology annotation, biological process: DNA integration. Gene Ontology annotation, molecular function: zinc ion binding; nucleic acid binding. Bases 1 to 5265 code for a protein of 1754 amino acids. Lineage: Eukaryota; Metazoa; Arthropoda; Insecta; Diptera; Culicidae.
AUGACUGAACGUUUGAUGAAGGAGAAAAUUAAGAAACGGGAGCGCAUGUUUGUAUCACUCAAAAGGCAUGAACAAUUUCUUGAAAAGUAUAAUCAUGAAAAUCAGAGUGGGCAGGUUCAGAGUCGGCUGGACAAAUUGGACGAGAAAAUGGCUGCGUUUGAACAACUUCAGGAAGAAAUUGCUGACAUGGACGAAGAUGAGCAGAACGAGGAGGAGAUCAACAAAGCUUCAACAAAGUUUGAGAAUCAGUACUACGAGCUACGAGCAGCGCUAUUGAUGAAAAUCACUCCGCCUGUAGCAACUCCACCUCCGCUGGAUACGACGCGGAACAUCGCAGGUGGUUUUCAUUCAGGAGUUCGAUUACCUCAAAUCUCAUUGCCAGAUUUUGACGGUGAUUAUCGAGUCUACGGACCUACGUAUUCAAAACUUCAUUAUUUGAAGUCGGCGCUCAAAGGUGAAGCGGCGAAAUUGAUCGAAUCGUUGACGAUCACCAGCGGAAACUAUGUGAUAGCGUGGGAAACAAUCACAAAACGUUACUCCAACGAAUAUCUCCUGAAGAAACGACAUUUGCAAGCCCUAAUGGAGUACCCAAAAAUUGAAAAGGAAUCAUCGACUGCAAUUCACGGUUUGGUGGACGAGUUUGAGCAACGCUUGAAAAUUCUCAAACAGCUAGGAGAGAAGACAGACACCUGGGGAGCGAUGAUCGUGCACUGGAUGUGUUCGAAGCUGAAUGGCCAAUCGCUGCAACUGUGGGAGGAUCAUGCUGCGUCGCUGGAAGAACCAAGUUUUACGGAUUUGGUGAAAUUUCUGGAGAAAAGAACGCGUGUAUUGGAAGCUGUAUCGUCGAAUGCAUUAGAGCCAAACAGAUCAACUCAAAAAUCGACAGGAAAGGUCUUCAAACAGAUGGUUCAUGCUGCUACAGGAAAUGAACGAGAACGGAUGUCUUCAUCGGUGGCUUGCCCAUGCUGCGGGGAAAAUCACUACAUGGCUCGUUGUGCGAAGUUCAUUAUGCUGGGUCUUAAAGAGAAAUUGGAGUUGGUGAAUAACAAACGUUUAUGUAGCAAUUGUUUUCGGACUGGACAUUGGGUGCGGGAAUGCAAGUCUACUUUCAACUGUCGCACAUGUGGAAGGAAACAUCAUUCGCUGAUUCACCCUGGAUUUCCUCCAGGUAACAGUAAUGCUGGGAUCAUUGGGAUGGCUGGGACAUCUACUAGGACAACCGAGCAUCAAGGAACAACAACAAACGUCGUAAUUAACGAACAACCAUCGGAGAAUUGCGAGGUGGCGCAAGAUGAGCCAGUUGGGACGUAUAAUGUAGGAAGAUCAGGAGCAACUUCUACUGUCUUCUUGUCAACUGUAGUACUGGUGAUUCGGGAUCAAAGCGGAAACAAGCAAUUAGCUAGGGCCUUACUCGACAAUGGGUCACAAGCGAAUUUAAUGAGCGAGCGAAUGUGUCAAAUUUUGAAGCUGAAGCGACGUUCAGUGAAUGUUCCAGUUUACGGAAUUGAUGAGUCUGAAACAAGGGCGAAACAUGCAGUUAGCACCAUCAUCAGUUCUAGAGUGGCAGAAUUUUCGGUGGGUGUGGAUUUCUUAAUACUACAACGGGUCACUUCUAAUCUGCCUGCUGCAACUGUAUCAACAUCACAAUGGAAGAUUCCAGAGCAUUUACCCUUGGCUGAUCCAAAUUUCAACGAUGCAAGUCGGAUCGAUCUAUUGAUCGGUGCGGAACAUUUUUAUCAAUUUUUCUAUGAACGUGAAAUGAAGCGAGUCUCUCUGGGUCCAGGACUUCCCAAUUUGGUACAGACAGUCUUUGGUUGGGUAGUUUCAGGAAGGUAUUCAGCACGAGGUAAUCAACCGAUCAACUGUUGUCUAGCAACAUCGCCGGAUAAUUUAGAAAUCGCACUGGAAAGAUUUUGGAAAGUGGAGAGUACGGAAGAUCAACCCUUGUGGUCCAAACAGGAACAAGAUUGCGAGACACAUUUCUUGGAAACUCAUAGCCGUUUGGAGGACGGUAGAUACGUUGUUCGUUUACCAAAGCACGUCAAUUUCAACCGAAUGAUUGGGGAAUCGAGGAAAAUGGCGUUGGAGCGAUUUCUGAAAAUGGAAAAACGAUUGGAACGAGAUGCGGAAAUGAAAAUUCAAUAUCAUGCCUUCAUGCAGGAGUAUGCUAACCUUGGGCACAUGAAGAAGGUAACAAAUGAAGACACACUGAGGGAGAAUGCAAGUUCUGGAGCGCAGAAGGUGCUAUACCUGCCUCACCAUGCGGUGUUGAAGGCAUCAAGCAGCACGACCAAAGUGCGCGUUGUGUUCGACGGAUCAGCGCGCACAAACAGCGGAUACUCUUUGAACGAUGCUUUAUUGAAAGGACCGAUAAUCCAGGACGAGCUUUUGAGUCUUCUACUGCGUUUCCGUAAGCAUGAAAUCGCAUUGGUAGGAGACGUGGAAAAAAUGUACAGGCAAGUUCGCGUACAUCAGGAUGAUACAAGCCUUCAACGAAUCCUUUGGAGAUUUUCGGCCGAUGAACCUAUUUGCGAAUACGAAUUGCUUACAGUCACCUACGGAUUAACACCAUCAUCAUUUCUUUCCAUUCGAGCGUUGCAUCAGUUAGCAGUAGACGAGGGGGCUGAAUUUCCUGUUGCUAGUGCGGCUUUGAUCCAUGAUUUUUAUGUAGACGACUACAUCGGCGGGGCAUCCAGUGUUGCCAAUGCAACUCAAUUGCGGGAAGAUUUGACGAAAUUGAUGUCCAAAGGCGGUUUUGUACUGAGGAAAUGGUGCUCGAAUUGUCCGGAGGUACUGAAGGACGUCCCUGCAGAUCAGCUAGGAACGCAUCUGUCGAUUACAUUCGAUUUGAAUCCAGAUGAGGAGGUGAAAACAUUAGGAAUAACAUGGGAGCCAAGAUCUGAUCAAUUGAGAUUCAACAUGGAGGUUGCAGUCGACAGCGUAGCGUGGACAAGGAGACGAAUUCUUUCGUGCAUUGCGAAGCUAUUUGAUCCUCUAGGAUUAAUAUCGCCAAUAGUCGUUUAUGCGAAGAUAAUUAUGCAGCAGCUUGCUUUAUUGCAAACUAGUUGGGAUUCUCCUGUUCCAAUGGAAUUAGAGAAAAGGUGGACGGCUUUCUACAACGAAUUAAACAAUUUGUCGAAACUACGAGUUCAGCGGUUUGCCUUCAUAUCUUAUUGGAACGAUGUUCAGAUCCACUGUUUUGCAGAUGCAUCAGAAUCAGCUUAUGGAGCCUGUUUGUACGUUCGUACAAUGGAUGCCACUGGAAAUAUACAUAUCGAAAUGCUGUCUUCGAAAUCCCGUGUAGCUCCAUUAAAAAGGCUUACUCUACCACGUUUGGAGUUGUGUGCUGCUAAGGAGGCAGCUACUCUAUACUCUAAGGUCAUUAAGGCAAUCGACCUGGGCCAAGUUCGCUCCACAUUUUGGUCUGACUCAACAAUUGUGCUUCACUGGCUUCAAGCUCCUCCAAAUACUUGGAAGACCUUUGUUGCCAAUCGAGUCUCGACCAUUCAAACUAUAACACAAGGUCAUCGUUGGCGACACAUAGCUGGAAAGGAAAACCCUGCUGACUUGGUAUCCCGAGGAUUGACCGUCAACGAUUUUCUUCAGAACCUGUUGUGGAAAAAUGGACCAUCUUGGCUACGAAACCCAGAGGAUUCCUGGCCAUCUCAAACUCUGGAGAUCAGUUGCACGGAUGUCGAUAUGGAGACUAGAAAGUUAGUAACACACAUUACAACUACGUCAACGGAACUCAACGAAAUCUUCACGAUCCGGUCAAAAUUGGAGGCACUUCUACGUAUUGUCGCUUACUGCAUUCGAUUUGGUCGCAAUUGCCGUGCUCCUGAUCAAAGAAAUCGCUCUCCGUGUUUGACUGUAGAAGAGAUUUCUGCUGCUAAAUUAGCCUUGGUCAAACUAGCCCAAGCUGAGAGUUUUGAAAUCGAGCUUGAACAUUUGGAGAAACAUCGGAAUGUCAAUCGCAAGUCUUCACUUAGGCGUCUCUCACCUUUUCUCGACAAAGCCAGGGUGAUUAGAGUUGGAGGACGUUUACGUCAUGCAAAUCAGGAAUAUAGCAUGAAGCAUCCUGCAGUUCUUCCAAGCAUGCAUCCCUUAACAAAGUUGCUCGUCGACUAUUAUCAUCGGCAAACAAUUCAUGGAGGACGCCAGUUAACACUCUCCACAAUGAGGCAAGAAUUCUGGCCUAUUCAUGGAAAACGCGUAGUCGACUGCGUUCUACGAAAGUGCUACCGCUGCUUCCGCAUAAACCCCACACCGGUACAACAACCAACAGGCCAGCUUCCGGGCACGCGAGUCCGUCCAAGCAGGCCUUUCUCCAUUACAGGAGUGGACUAUUGCGGUCCAUUUUAUUUGAAACCACCGCACCGUCGUGCAGCAGCGCCUAAAUCAUACAUUUCGGUGUUCAUAUGCUUUUCAACCAAAGCCAUACAUUUGGAGAUCGUGAGCGAUUUGUCCACAGCCGGCUUUCUUUCAGCCCUUCGUCGAUUCUCAGGACACCAUGGCAUUCCAACUGAAAUUCAUUCAGAUAACGCCAAAAAUUUCGCCGGUGCCAAGAACGAAUUGCACGAUUUGUAUCAUACCCUGAAUGAUAAGUCCAGUCAAGAACGUAUCGGCAACGAACUGUCCCUGCAAGGCAUCACGUGGAAAUUUAUACCCCCUAGAGCACCGAAUUUCGGGGGUCUUUGGGAGGCAGCCGUCCGUUCUGUGAAAACCGCUCUUAAGAAGGAAAUUGGAACCCGUCAGCUUAAUUAUGAAGAUUUCUCCACGCUACUUGUCCAAAUAGCCGCAGCACUAAACUCGAGACCAUUAGCCCCACUUUCUGAUGAUCCAACAGAUCUAAACGCGCUCACACCAGCGCAUUUCUUAAUUGGCACACCGAUGAAUGCUAUACCCGAGCGCAAUCUAAUCACUACCCCAGCCAACCGCUUAGACCACCAUCAACAACAGCAGCAAAUGUUCCAAAAAUAUUGGGAUCGUUGGAGCAGAGAUUAUUUGACCGAGCUACAAACGUCCAGCAAAUAUAUACAACCCAGCCCAAUACGCAUCGGCACUUUAGUAGUAUUACGUGAAGACAACAUGCCACCGUUGUGUUGGCCUUUAGCAAGAAUCACUGAUGUCCAUCCCAGCGCAGAAGGAGUCGUUCGUGUAGUGACCGUCAAGACUGCUAGUGGAGUAUACAAGCGGCCCGUUUGCAGAAUAUGUCCACUACCAUCAGAGACCGUCAUCGAAGAGGGAUCCUCAAAUAGUUUAUAA